This is a messenger RNA of Morone saxatilis (striped sea-bass), 6177 nucleotides long. RefSeq names its product CF transmembrane conductance regulator (gene cftr). Gene Ontology annotation, molecular function: ATP binding; ATP hydrolysis activity; chloride channel activity. Gene Ontology annotation, biological process: bicarbonate transport; chloride transmembrane transport. Gene Ontology annotation, cellular component: apical plasma membrane; plasma membrane; cytosol. Lineage: Eukaryota; Metazoa; Chordata; Actinopteri; Moronidae. The record is from RefSeq and is a predicted model, not a curated record.
GAAAUGACGUAUGGAGACACGUUUUGGCGAGCUCAUAAAGGAUGGACUGUCCUCUCCCUGUUGCACUGAAGGAGAGACAAGACAACGGGAGCGGAAAGAGCGAGCGGGGCCAGAGAAGACCAGAGGAUAGAGAUACCGGUCUCGAUUUGGGGGAGGAAGAUAACUUGAGAGUGACAUCAUAUCUACCGGAGGCACAAAGUGGAGGAUAAAACAGGAGCACCCUGUGUGUGUGGGGACGGAGCCACUCAGGGGACACACAGAUGUGAGCGACGCGCACGAAAAACGAUUCAGGUGCAGAGAACCCAAACUGGCGGCGCAGUUAUAGGAUGCAGAAGUCACCAGUGGAAGAUGCAAACUUCUUUUCCAAAUAUUUCUUCUGGUGGGCCUCACCGCUGCUGAGGAAGGGCUUUACAAAGAAGUUGGAGCUGUCAGAUGUGUAUAAGGCUCCUUCCUUUGAUCUGGCAGACAACCUCUCUGAAAGACUCGAAAGAGAAUGGGACAGAGAGGUGGUCUCAGCCAAGAACCAGCCCAGGCUGAUGAGAGCGUUGGCCCGCUGCUUCAUUGGCCCGUUCGCCUUCUUUGGUGUCCUCCUCUACCUCGGGGAGGCUUCCAAGACGGUGCAGCCACAGCUUCUGGGUCGCAUCAUCGGCUCCUUCGACCCGUUCCAUGCUCCGGAGCGGAGCCAGGGAUACUUCCUGGCCCUCGGUCUCUGCCUUCUCUUCACUGCCCGCUUCCUCCUGCUGCAACCUGCCAUCUUUGGCCUGCAUCACCUGGGCAUGCAGAUCCGCAUCGCCCUUUUCAGUCUUAUAUACAAGAAGACCCUUAAGCUGUCCAGUCGAGUCUUGGACAAGAUCAGCACUGGUCAGCUGGUCAGUCUGAUGUCCGCCCACCUCAACAAGCUGGAUGAGAGCUUGGGUCUGGCCCACUUUGUAUGGAUCACCCCUCUGCAGUGUAUAUUGUGUGUGGGUCUGAUCUGGGAGCUGAUCGAGGUGAACGGCUUUUGUGCUCUGGCAGCUUUGACUCUGCUAGGCAUCAUCCAGGCUUGGCUCAGCCAGAAGAUGGGACCACACCGGGUGAAGCGUGCAGGGAUGAUCAACCGCCGCCUGGCUCUCACCUCAGAGAUUGUGGAGAACAUCCACUCUGUGAAGGCAUAUGGUUGGGAGGACGUGAUGGAGACCAUCAUCAAGAACAUCAGACAGGACGAGAUGACGCUGACAAGGAAGAUUGGUUCUCUGCGUUAUUUCUACAGCGCCUCGUACUUCUUUUCCGCCAUCUUGGUCAUUGUGUCUGCCAUUGUACCACACGCACUCAGUAAAGGAAUCAUCCUGCGCCGUAUCUUCACCACAGCCUCCUACUGCAUGGUGCUGCGUAUGACACUGACCCGCCAGCUGCCAGGAUCCAUCCAGAUGUGGUAUGACACGCUCGCACUGGUCAAGAAGAUCGAGGAAUUCCUGAUGAAGGAAGAAUACAGAGUGCUGGAAUACAACCUAACCACCACUGAAGUGGAGCUGGUCAACGUGUCUGCAUCUUGGGACGAGGGCAUUGGCGAGCUGUUUGAGAAGAUCAAGCAGGAGAACAAAGCAAAUGGACACCUGAACGGUGAUGCCGGCCUCUUCUUCACUAACCUGUACAUCACACCCGUUCUCAAAAACAUCAGCCUGUACCUGGAGAAGGGAAAAAUGCUGGCGGUGGCUGGAUCUACUGGCUCAGGGAAGAGCUCCCUGCUCAUGAUGAUCCUGGGAGAGUUGGUGCCUUCAGAAGGUAAAAUCAGACACAGCGGCCGCAUCUCCUUCUCACCGCAGACUUCCUGGAUCAUACCGGGGACGAUACGAGACAACAUCUUGUUCGGCCUGACCUAUGACGAGUACCGCUACACCUCCGUCAUCAAGGCCUGCCAGCUGGAGGAGGACUUUGCCUUGCUGCCUGAGAAAGACAAGACGCACCUCAUGGAAGGAGGGGUGACCCUCAGCGGUGGUCAAAGGGCACGUCUUGGCCUGGCCAGGGCUGUGUAUAAAGAUGCAGACCUCUACCUGCUGGAUGCACCUUUCACCCACCUGGACAUCGUGACAGAGAAAGAGAUCUUUGAGAAAUGCGUCUGUAAACUCAUGGCCUCCAAGACACGUAUUGUGGUCACCAGCAAGUUGGAGCAUCUCAAACGAGCAGACAAAAUCCUCCUGCUGCACAACGGAGACUGCUACUUCUACGGCACCUUUUCAGAGCUGCAGGCCAAGCGGCCUGACUUCAGCUCCCUCCUCCUCGGCCUGGAAGCUUAUGACAACAUCAACGCAGAGCGACGCAGCUCCAUCCUCACAGAAACUCUACGCAGGGUAUCCAUUGACGAAACCGCCAUCUUCCGAGGCCCAGACCCAAUUCGCCAGUCGUUCCGCCAGCCACCACCUCCAAUAACCGUCUCCGGAUCCCAAGGCCAUCCUGGAGGUGAUGGCUACCCAGAAAAACGCAAACAGUCCCUCAUCCUCAGUCCCUUGGCAGCUGCUCGCAAAUUCUCCUUCAUCGGGAACUCCCAACAGACUGCAAAUACUACCCAGUCCAUGACAAUAGAGGAAGGGGUUCGUGAACUUUCUGAAAGGAAAUUCUCUGUCGUACCUGAGGAUGAUCAAGUAGAGGAGGUGCUCCCCAGGGGGAAUAUGUACCAUCAUGGGUUGCAGCACCUCAAUGGGCAGCGGCGCCAGUCUGUCCUGGCGUUCAUCACCAACUCUCAGGGCCAGGAGCGCCGAGAGCAGAUACAGUCUUCCUUCAGGAAAAAGCUGUCAAUCACACCACAGUGCGACCUGGCGUCUGAGCUGGACAUUUACGCCCGCCGCCUGUCCAAGGACAGCGUUUAUGAUAUUAGUGAGGAAGUGGAUGAAGAAGACAUGGAGCAAUGCUUUGCAGAUGAACGUGAGAACAUCUUUGAAACUACCUCAUGGAGCACUUAUCUACGCUACAUCACCACCAACAGGAGCUUAGUCUACGUCCUAAUUUUCAUCGUCUUUGUCUUCAUCAUUGAGGUUGCUGGUUCAGUCAUUGGCAUUUUCCUCAUUACAGACACGAUCUGGAGGGACAGCGCCAACCCAUCAUCACCCAAUUACAUCGAUGAGCAGCACCCCAACGCUUCGUCGACCCCCGUCCACCUGGCAGUCAUUGUCACACCGACCAGUGCUUACUACAUUAUCUACAUCUACGUGGCCACAUCGGAGAGUGUGCUGGCUUUGGGAUUCUUCAGGGGUCUCCCACUAGUGCACACAUUACUCACUGUGUCCAAAAGACUGCAUGAACAGAUGCUUAGCGCUGUAAUACGAGCACCCAUGGCUGUGCUCAACACUAUGAAGACAGGCCGCAUCAUGAACCGAUUUACUAAGGACAUGGCCACCAUAGAUGACAUGCUGCCUCUGGUGGUGUUUGACCUCAUACAGCUGACAUUGAUUGUUACGGGGGCCAUCUUCACUGUGUCAAUCAUGCGGCCUUACAUCUUCCUCGCUGCCAUCCCAUUGGCUGUCAUCUUUGUUGUCCUCAGAAAGUAUUUCUUACGAACUGGACAGCAACUCAAGCUCCUGGAGGCUGAAGCUCGCAGCCCCAUCUUCUCCCACCUCAUCAUCUCGCUGAAGGGUUUAUGGACAAUUCGGGCGUUUGGGCGUCAGACCUACUUUGAGACACUGUUCCACAAGGCGCUGAACACUCACACAGCCACCUGGUUCCACUACCUGGCCACACUGCGAUGGUUCCUCUUCCGCUGUGACAUGAUCUUUGUCCUGUUCUUCAGCGCCGCUGCCUUCAUCGCCGUGGGAACCAACCAGGACAAACCAGGAGAGGUUGGCAUCAUCGUGGCCCUGGCCAUGCUCAUCCUGGGGACUUUCCAAUGGGCUGUCAUCACCAGCAUCACUGUAGAUGGACUGAUGCGUUCGGUGGAUCGAGUGUUUAAGUUCAUCGACCUGCCAACAGAGGAGCCGAUGCCAGGGAAAUCCGGUGGUAAAGGAGGCCCCGACCUCGUCAUCGACAACCCUCAUGCCCAAGACUAUUGGCCCAACCGUGGUCAGAUGGACGUCCAGGGCCUCACUGUCAAAUACACAGAGGCUGGACGUGCUGUCCUCAAUGACAUCUCCUUCUCUGUGGAUGGUGGUCAGAGCAUUGGUCUGCUGGGUCGAACAGGUUCAGGGAAGAGCACCCUGCUCUCCGCUCUGCUGCGUCUUGCCUCCACUGAUGGAGAAAUCUCCAUUGAUGGAGUCUCCUGGAGCUCUGUGUCCCUGCACACGUGGAGGAAGGCCUUUGGAGUGGUUCCACAGAGAGUCUUUAUUCUGACCGGCACUUUCCGGAUGAACCUAGACCCACACGGACGUUACAGUGAUGAGGAGCUGUGGAGGGUAGCUGAGGAGGUGGGUUUGAAGUCGGUCAUCGAGCAGUUUCCAGACAAGCUGGACUUUCAGCUGGAGGAUGGAGGCAACGUGUUGAGCAACGGACACAAACAGCUGCUGUGUCUCGCCCGCUCCAUCCAACGUUACAGGUCCUGAGGAAGACGCUGAAGCAGUCGUUCUCUGGCUGCACCGUCAUCCUAUCAGAGCACAGAGUGGAGCCGCUGCUGGAGUGUCAGUCAUUCCUGAUGAUUGAGGGCAGCGCCAUUAAAAGCUACGACUCCAUCCAGAAGCUGCUGAACGAGACAAGUCACCUGAAACAGGCCAUGAGCCCCGCUGACCGGCUCCACCUCUUCCCGACGCUGCACCGCCUCAACUCUAGCAAGAGGGCCCCGCAGCAGACCGCCAAGAUCUCGUCCCUGCCAGAGGAAGCUGAGGACGAAGUCCACGACACUCGCCUCUAACCAGCCAGACACACACACACACGCACCCCUAACUCUAAUGGACAAAAAGGAGGGUUUGACCCAGUGUUUUGAUACUGAGUGUUCAGUAGUUUUACAUUUUUGAGAAGUUAUUCCCUCAAAUUAAAAGUAAGACAGCAUCUCAGUCACUGUGGGACACUAAAACCCUCAACCGGUACCCGGACAAAUUAUUUUAUUCAAGUGUAGGAAAAUUCACUUCACACUGAAUCAUUAGAGACUAAAAUCAAAAAUUAAAUGUGAGAAAAUUUUCAUCAUAUUGACAUCAAACUAAAUUGACUUGUUUAUUCUUGAUUUUUAGUAAACCAACACCAAUAUAUAUAUUUAACCCUCAUAUGCAUACAUGUAACACAUACAGUAAAAACACAGCAAAGAGCCGUCCACUGACAUGCAUUUCACUGUCACACAAUAAUGCUGAUGUAUGGAGUUCAUUUAUUGGCGGGACUAUACACAAUAUAAGUGGUAGAGGAAGUCUUGCACACAAAUUCAGUUCUAGAUGGAUUUAAACAAUGUACAGGGAAGAAUGAGGUCUGAGGUUACAGAAAUAGAUCUUCAAAUUACAAGUGUGCAACACUACAUCUCGAAUGUUGACCAACACAGUACAACAUAGCUGCACAUUUAGAAAAUAUAUUAGUAAAAACAUUUGUAUGUAUUGAAGUUAUUAGGUUGUACAACUGAUGCAAAAAUCUGCAGGUUUCAAAGUUGAAGCGUUUGUUGUGUGUGUCACUAAAUUAGCAUGAAAGAUAAACUCCUCCAUGUAACAUGGACCACCUGGGAGCAGAGGAAGAUGCUAAAAAGAAGUAAACGUGACGUGUAAAUUAAGCACAUAAUAACUGCUGCAAAAUCUAUGCUUCAGUCUGACUGACUGGACACUUUUUUUAACCAUUUGAGUGCCUUUGCAGGUGGAGGUCAGUCAGGAAAGGUUUUUUGUCUGAAAAAGCAGAAAUUGUGUUUAAAAAACAUUUUCAUUGACUUGAAUUACUUUCUGUUCUGACUAGUGAACAACUAGCCUUUCGUUUGUUUUAACUCGGAGUGAACACAGAUCAGCAGCCACUGUAGAAAUCUGACUCGCUCUAUGUAUCUUGCAUGAGGGAGUGAUCAGAUUGGAUCUUCUUUCUCCUGUAAUUACAAAGUGUAACUCAGCCGUGUGAGCAAACAGACAGUAAGGACUUCAAAGCACAACAUUAACCCAUCGUAUGCACAUAAUCCAAUCAGCUUCAGGUAGGUAGCAGGACGUUUUCUUAGUGUUGCUUCUGCUCUGGGGCGCUUCACAAUCCUGCAGGCAGCCAAAUCACACAGACAUCCCAUCGUCUACAUGUUAUGAACUGUAAGGGUUAUUAUCUAGAUCUAUA